Molecule: messenger RNA, 910 nt
Organism: Dioscorea cayenensis subsp. rotundata (Guinea yam)
Lineage: Eukaryota; Viridiplantae; Streptophyta; Magnoliopsida; Dioscoreales; Dioscoreaceae
Exons: 5
Coding region: 138-899 (253 amino acids)
Source: RefSeq, a predicted model, not a curated record
UUGAAGCUUUUUCACCGCCAUCCAUUGCUCCUCUCUCUCUCUCUCUCUCUCUCUCUCUCUCUCUCUCUCUCUCGGCCGCCAUUGGAGGAGCUACGAGGAGGAGGAGAAGCGACUGUGAAAGGGGGGAUCGAGGGCGGAUGCGAUCGGUGGAGCUGGAAGGAAGAGGAACAUCGGUGACGAUUGGUAGAGCUCGGAGGAGGAAGGGAAGCAUCAGCGUGAACUGGCGGAUUAGAGGUGGUACGAUCGGAGGCUGUCAGUUGGAUGCUUGCAUUAUAGCAUUUUGGAGCUUUUCUCUCUUCAGGCUUCAAUUUCACAAUAGAUUUCUCCAUUAUGGAACAAAAAUGUUGACAAGGCAGUGGAUGUAUAAUCGGAAUCUACUAGGAAGACAAGGAUUGACCAAUGAAUUCAUUCUUGGGGUCGAUGAAUUUAUUCAAUUUGCAAUUAAUCAAGAUGACUCAUAUAAAAACGGCGAAAAUAUUAGGUGUCCUUGUUUCAAGUGCAAAAAUAGGAGAUUCCUUCAUCCAAAUGAUAUCACUUUGCAUUUGUAUCGCCGGUGGUUUAGAGAGUGCUAUUGGAAUUGGACAUGCCAUGGUGAAGAAGUAUUCCCAAUUAGUGAAGAGCUUAAGGAGGUUGAUGAUCAGACUUUAGAUCAUAUAGCACAGGAGGAUGAGCAGAUGACUUGGGAUCAAAGGAUGAUAUAUGAUUGUCUUCGUUCUCAUGUUCCACCAAUGCAUGAAUCUUAUUGUUAUGAUGAAGCUGGUCCAAGUGUGCAACCACCAUUAGAUGAGUCAGUUUUGGGUUUGCAGAGUGAUGAAAUAAGUCAAUUGUCUAACAGAUUUUUUGAUAUAUUAAAAGCUGCUGAUCAACCCCUAUAUGUGGGCUGUGAGAAUCACUCUUAGUUGUCUUUCGU